CCAGCGGGGCGCGGGCUCUGCAGCAUGAGCGGCAGCAGAGGCGUCCGGAGAACUGCCGCGGAGACCGAGCCGGCGGUGCGGCUCCUGCUGGCGCUGGUAACCCUCGGCUGCCUUUGGGGUGCGACCGAGGCCCAGCUUACUGGAGUCCUUGAUGAUUGCUUAUGUGAUAUAGAAAGCAUUGAUCACUUCAACAAUUUUAAGAUCUUUCCCAAAAUACAGAAGCUUCUAGAGCGGGACUAUUUCAGAUACUACAAGGUUAAUUUGAAGAGACCAUGUCCUUUUUGGGCUGAUGAUGGUCAUUGCUCGAUCAGAGAUUGCCACGUAGAGCCUUGUCCUGAGAGCAAAGUACCGGUUGGCAUUAAGGCUGGGAGUGCUAACAAAUAUUCAAAGACAGCAAACCAUACCAAAGAGCUUGAAGACUGUGAACAAGCUAAUAAACUUGGAGCCAUUAAUAGUACAUUGAGCAACCAAAGUAAAGAAGCUUUCAUUGACUGGGCCAGAUAUGAUGAUUCGCAGGACCAUUUUUGUGAACUGGAUGAUGAGAGAUCUCCUGAUGCUCAGUAUGUGGAUUUGCUGCUGAAUCCUGAGCGUUAUACUGGAUACAAAGGGCCAUCUGCAUGGAGAUUAUGGAACAGCAUCUAUGAAGAAAAUUGCUUCAAGCCUCGGUCAGUGUAUCGUCCACUAAAUCCGCUAGCACCUGGCUGGGGGGAGGACGAUGGAGAAUCUUUCUAUACCUGGCUAGAAGGUCUUUGUCUUGAAAAACGUGUAUUCUAUAAGCUCAUUUCUGGACUCCACGCUAGCAUCAAUGUUCAUCUUUGUGCAAAGUAUCUUCUUGAAGAAACUUGGGGGAAACCUCGUUGGGGAGCCAAUGUAAAGGAAUUCACCAGUCGUUUUGACUCCACUGAAACAAAAGGAGAGGGUCCAAGGCGGCUAAAAAAUUUAUAUUUCUUAUAUUUGAUUGAACUGCGUGCAUUAUCAAAGGUUGCUUCCUACUUUGAACGUUCAAUUGUUGAUCUUUACACUGGAAAUGCCGAAGAGGAUGCAGAAACAAAGUCCCUCUUGCUGGAAAUCUUCACACACACAAAGUCGUUCCCAAUGCAUUUUGAUGAAAAAUCCAUGUUUGCUGGAGACAAAAAAGGAGCUGCAUCUUUAAAGGAAGAAUUCAGGUUACAUUUCAAGAACAUAUCCCGUAUAAUGGAUUGUGUUGGAUGUGAUAAAUGCAGAUUAUGGGGCAAACUGCAGACUCAAGGUUUAGGAACAGCUUUGAAAAUCUUAUUCUCAGAAAAAGAAAUCAAGAAUCUUCCCGAGAACAGUCCAUCAAAAGGCUUUCAGCUAACACGGCAAGAAAUUGUUGCUCUUCUGAACGCGUUUGGAAGACUUUCUACAAGUAUACGAGAACUGCAGAAUUUUAAAAUUUUAUUACAACAGAUUAGUUAA
Messenger RNA from Euleptes europaea (tarantolino), 1437 nucleotides. RefSeq names its product endoplasmic reticulum oxidoreductase 1 beta (gene ERO1B). Lineage: Eukaryota; Metazoa; Chordata; Lepidosauria; Squamata; Sphaerodactylidae. The record is from RefSeq and is a predicted model, not a curated record. Bases 25 to 1437 code for a protein of 470 amino acids. Gene Ontology annotation, molecular function: thiol oxidase activity; FAD binding; protein-disulfide reductase activity. The transcript is spliced from 16 exons. Gene Ontology annotation, biological process: protein folding in endoplasmic reticulum. Gene Ontology annotation, cellular component: endoplasmic reticulum membrane; endoplasmic reticulum.